AUGAAAAUUUACUUAUAUCGAUCGCAGUUUAAACUGACUGCUCGAGAAUUAUCUGCAUUUCAGGCUUUUAAUAUUUUUGUUGUAAAAGUUUAUAUAAAGUACUGGUAUACUUCUUCUUGUGGAGAACUAGCUCCUAACAACGAUCUAAAUCUUUUAAAGGAACUCGAUCAUUAUAAAAAUUCAAAUAAAUUAAUAGCUGAUGCCGCAAUCAAAAGCUUCUCAAGACAUUUAUGGUACUUAAGUGAGACACUUAUUGGUUUAGCCUUUUUUGACUACAAAGUGUGUCCUGAAAUGAAAAUAAGAAUGGUAAAAUCACUAGAAAAAAAAGGAGCUGAAUUCCCUCUCCGGCGUAUUACAAUUAAGAUGACUGAAGUUCAAACAGUGCAAUUGUGUGAUUUUGUUUCUAAAAAUACCCUCAAGUUUUUUACGGCCUUGGAUAUACCCCAGAAUUUUUUAAAUCAGCAUCCAAGUACUUGGGGAAGUAAUAAAGAUUUCGUUGAUGGUCGUAAAAGGGUUCAAAAUCUAAAAGUUAUUAAUGAUGCUGCUGAACGUGGAAUUGCGUUAAUUCAAACAUUCAAUGGGAUACUUACCAAUCAGGAAGAUCAAAAGCAGUAUCUUUUGCAAGUAGUUGAACAACACCGACAGAAGUAUCCAAAUCCAAAUAAAUCAACGAUCGAUAUUUGA
This is a messenger RNA of Sipha flava (yellow sugarcane aphid), 684 nucleotides long. RefSeq lists its product as uncharacterized. Lineage: Eukaryota; Metazoa; Arthropoda; Insecta; Hemiptera; Aphididae. The record is from RefSeq and is a predicted model, not a curated record. The transcript has a single exon. The coding region runs from base 1 to 684 and encodes 227 amino acids.